Molecule: messenger RNA, 1088 nt
Organism: Eutrema salsugineum
Lineage: Eukaryota; Viridiplantae; Streptophyta; Magnoliopsida; Brassicales; Brassicaceae
Exons: 2
Coding region: 123-1088 (321 amino acids)
Source: RefSeq, a predicted model, not a curated record
CUUCUUUCUCUCUCUAGUUUAUUUAUUUUCCGGCUAGGGUUUCCGAGGUCUCUGCCAUUCCAGAUUUUUUUCCGGCGGAGGUUCGCCGAGUCGUGCUGUAAUUCCUGUAUAAGUUGUAAAUUAUGUCGAGCCGCUUCGACGAUUCGCUGGAUUCACUCUUUCAUUACGAGCCGAGCCGCGUUGAUGUUGAGGCGAGAGGUACAACAGAAUCCUCCGAGGCAUCUGUUUCACCAACCCCUUCCAAUCGUUCAUCUGACAAGGCGUCAAAUCAUGCAAAUCCGUCAGAUGUCGGCUCUCCAGAUGAUGAGCCGUCGGUUUCGAUGAGCCGUCCCCAGGAUCCCGUUCCUGAUGAAGAUAUUGAUCGCGCCGCACUCAAAGCCGAGGAGGAGGCAUUUCCCUUUGACCUAUUCGAGGCGAAGCGUGAGUUGGAACGUGUCAUGGCGUCCCGAGGCGCUUCCACAUCUGGGCGAGGGCCACGAGUUAAGAGACAAAAGCCCGACCCGCCUGGCUCUACGCUUUGCUCCCUUGAGUCGCUCGAGGCGUUGGGGCAUCGCUUUGGGAUAUCCGAGGCGGUGGAGUUUGUCGUUCCAAAGAAAAGCGACCGUGCCGACAAGCUUCCAGAGAAUCACUUCACUCUGUACGAGGCGUUCUUCGAGAUUUGCUUUCUCUGGUUCCCGAUCCCCGGAGUGAUCCUUGAAUAUCUCUGGAAACACAGGAUCUCGAUUGGGCAAAUCAUGCCGAGGGGAUUAUGGCAUAUGAUUGGCAUCUUAGUCCGAAGCUUUGAAUGCGGGCCUGAUAUCGAGCUGAAUCGCCUGCUGAACUUGUUGGAAAUCAGAAAAGCUCCGAAAGGAAAUAGAUUCUAUAUUUCCAACAAGGCGAAGCGACGGAUCAUAGGCGGUUUUCCCAGCAAGGAUCAGUUUUGGACUGAACGCUUCUUCUACGUCUUGGUGAACGAGGCGUCGGUCGGCGAGGAUUACGUUCAGAGAACCAAGACCGCUUGGGGACCACUUGUUCGGAACAUUCUUCCCCCGAUUCCCGACGACCUCUUUGUUGUUCGAGGUUCUCUUUCGGCUCGGAAGGUCAAUUAG